Colletotrichum karsti is the source of this 915-nucleotide messenger RNA. RefSeq lists its product as uncharacterized. Bases 1 to 915 code for a protein of 304 amino acids. The transcript is spliced from 9 exons. The record is from RefSeq and is a predicted model, not a curated record. NCBI's taxonomy places the organism in Eukaryota, Fungi, Ascomycota, Sordariomycetes, Glomerellales, Glomerellaceae. Gene Ontology annotation, molecular function: oxidoreductase activity.
AUGGUUCAUACUCUGUCAACCGCCUCCCUUCACCGAGUUAAGGACUGGGUUGUUGUGGUAACGGGUGGAGGCACCGGAAUCGGACUGAUGUACGCCCAAACCCUGGCAACAAAUGGAGCCAAAGUUUACAUCGCCGGCCGACGUCAAGAAGUGUUGGAAAAGAGUGCCCGUAUCCACGGAUCUCCAGACAAGGUUGGCCCUGAUGGGGGUCAAAUUAUCCCUUUCCACCUAGACGUCACCGAUAAGGACAGCAUCAAGAGGGCAGUGGAUCAUGUAGCUGAGAUUGAGGGCUACGUCAACCUGCUAGUGAACAACGCUGGAGUCUGGACAACCAAACCAGAAGCAGGGCCGGAAGAUGGACCCGAUAAGUUCGGCAGUUCCAUGUUUGAGCAGUCCAUUGAUCUUUGGCAGAAAGCCUUCCUCAUUAAUGCGACGUCGAUUUACUUUGUGACCGCCGCGUUCCUCCCACUCCUAGCCAAGUCUGUUCAUAGCCCCAUCGGGAAGCUGGGUAGUGUCAUCAACACAACCUCGAACAGUGCACAACUACGAAUGUCCGAAGGUUCACAGCUUGCCUACAACGUUAGCAAGGCUGCGUCUCUACACAUGACCCGUCAACUAGCCUUCGAUUUCAGUCACGAGAACAUCAAAGUCCGCGUAAAUGGAAUUGCACCAGGGUGGUUUCCCUCCGAGAUGACGACUGGAUCAUCCAACGAAGAGAACGAGAGUAUGGCGCAAGAGGAUACAACAUUUCAAAAAGAAAUGGUCGACAUCGGUGCCAGAGUCCCGCCUGGGCGUAUGGGUAGGGCGGAGGAUCUCGCAAGCGGACUUCUCACUCUGGCCACGAAUGAAUACAUAUGGGGCACGAACCUUGUGAUCGAUGGUGGCAUUUUGCAGAGUGUGGCCGGUGACAUAUGA